Messenger RNA from Cephus cinctus (wheat stem sawfly), 1262 nucleotides. It is a transcript of the gene Trm7-32, whose product is annotated as putative tRNA (cytidine(32)/guanosine(34)-2'-O)-methyltransferase. NCBI's taxonomy places the organism in Eukaryota, Metazoa, Arthropoda, Insecta, Hymenoptera, Cephidae. Bases 125 to 1213 code for a protein of 362 amino acids. Gene Ontology annotation, cellular component: cytoplasm. Gene Ontology annotation, biological process: cytoplasmic translation; tRNA methylation. The record is from RefSeq and is a predicted model, not a curated record. The transcript is spliced from 5 exons. Gene Ontology annotation, molecular function: tRNA methyltransferase activity.
AUUUAAGCUAUGUAUGGUUGCGUACAAGUUGUAUAUGCACUGUAUUAAUAAUUCAACUUUUCAUUCCAAUUUUUAUAUACGUUAGAACUACUAAAAUUUGGUCUGACAAUAAUUUAAAUAAAUAAUGGGUAAAACGUCAAAGGACAAACGGGAUAUAUAUUAUAGGCGAGCCAAAGAAGAGGGCUGGAGAGCAAGAAGUGCAUUUAAACUUCUUCAGAUCGAUGAUGAAUACCAUAUUUUAGAUGGUGUGACGAAGGCUGUAGAUCUGUGUGCUGCACCUGGAAGUUGGAGUCAAGCUUUAUCUCGUAGAUUACAUGAAACUUGUAAGAAUGAUAAAAAAACAGCUGAAUCUGUAAAUCCUAUAAUCAUUGCUGUAGACCUGCAGGCUAUGGCACCAUUGGAAGGUGUCAUCCAAAUUCAAGGUGAUAUUACAAAUGCAGCGACUGCAGAAGAGAUACUAAAAUAUUUUGCCAAUGAACAAGCAGAUUUAGUUGUUUGUGAUGGUGCUCCAGAUGUUACUGGACUUCACGACAUGGAUAUAUUCAUUCAGUCUGAACUGCUUUUAGCUGCUUUGAAUAUCACCACUCUUAUUCUUCGAUCUGGUGGAACGUUUGUAGCAAAAAUAUUCAGAGCCAAGGAUGUGUCAACAUUAUAUUGUCAAUUAAAAGUCUUUUUUGCUGAAGUCUCUUGUGCAAAACCAAGUAGUUCACGCAAUUCUAGUAUAGAGGCAUUCAUAAUAUGCAAAAAUUAUUCACCUCCAGAGGGCUAUGUACCUAAUGAAUUAGCCUCGUUCUUAGAGAAAUACAAUUCCACAAAACUAGCUUCAUUAACCGGAAUUAAUCGUUACGUAAUCCCAUUUGUCGUCUGUGGAGACUUGGAUCAGCCGGAUUCGGAUACGUGUUAUCCAUUGAAUUUUGAAGGCAAGGAAUAUAAAUAUCAUGAACCAACUCAGUUGCCAAUUUCGCCACCAUACGCGGAAGCCAUUGCAUUGGCUGAAAAGGAAAACGUUAAUCUAAAAAAAGCUGACGCUAGUAUUGUAAUUCAUAAUACUGCAUCUAAAUGUGAAUCUUCGCCGUGUAACAAACAGAUAACCGAGGAAGCAAAAAAUGAUCUAGCGACGACGCCCAAUCGGAAAAAAGAAGACGAAGAAGAUGAAGGUCCUAUUGAAAAAUUCGACCUUGUUGAAUCUUUUGUUGAUUUUCAUAUCAUGUAAAGAUCCUUAAUUUUGCAUAAAGUAAAAAUAAAAUUCGCAUCUAAAUAUA